Messenger RNA from Aspergillus pseudotamarii, 2024 nucleotides. RefSeq lists its product as uncharacterized. NCBI's taxonomy places the organism in Eukaryota, Fungi, Ascomycota, Eurotiomycetes, Eurotiales, Aspergillaceae. The record is from RefSeq and is a predicted model, not a curated record. The coding region runs from base 463 to 1872 and encodes 469 amino acids. The transcript has a single exon.
GUUGAGCCAUUCCCAGUCAGCAUCGUUGAAAGAAACCAUACACCCAAUUUUAGACCAACAAAAGGCCUACAAGCAUGCCAUGGCAUGGAUCACAAAGCCUUUGUUUCUGGAAUAAGACAAAACAUAGCCUCAGUUUAUAAAACAGUCAUUGAGCCCCUACUUGUUUCAUUUAUCAGAACAUGUUUUCUCGUCCUGUUUCAGCCACCCAGUCUGGUCCCCACAUCCAAAAGUUGGUUCCCAAAAGUUGGUCCAAACAGAUCCACACGGAAGCCUGCUGCAGAUAACAGACAUAACAGUUCCGGUUAGCGCUGGAUAAACGCCAUUUGUAAUCUUUACGGUCGGUAAUAUGAUACCUGAGUCCUCACUGGAUAGUGCGUCUAGUCGCCGACAGGACGCGACGAAAGAAGCCAGAAUAUCGACCUUUCGGACCCUCCCAAGAACGUCCCGACAAUCGAGGUAGAGAUGAAAUGCCUCCGGUCAGUGGCUGGUCUCAGCAAGGAGGAAAUGAGACGGCUAACCCAGGUCCUGAGCAUAGGAUUUAUCGACCCAGACGGUAACGAACCUAGAGACAAAGGGGAGAUAAUCAAGGCGAUCAAGAAACUUCCCUCGGUCCUGCAGAGGCCCUGGCUGGAUCACUGGAUGGACCUCAUAGGUCGAGCACCUGCCGUGGCCAUGUGUGAUUUGCACACGAAACUGAACCCCUAUAUUAUCCAAUACAUGUUUGAGCUGCUGCGAUGCGAGGUUAUCACACAUUUGGAGUGUCUCUAUUGGUACCAUAGUGUGCUCCAUGAUGCUCGCCUUGACGUCGUCGAUAUCAAAGUGCGCGAUAUUGUGUACAGCCUGGGAGAUAUACGCUAUAUGUGGACCCCCUCUCGACGGGCUAUCCAAGGAAGCCCUGUCACGUACCAGCAGAAUAAGUGCGCAGCGUGCAUCCUAGCUCGGAUUGUCAACGGGCGGAAAUUCCUGCAGCAUCUGCGUACCGCCCUCCUGAGUCGGACAGCAACCAGAAGGAAUCACCGGGUACCAACAUUCCUCCCGUUCGUGGAAGAAAGCAUAGCCUGCCAUGAAGGCUUCAUUGAUAAGAUACACUGGCGCAGCAGCACACUGGCGACAACCAUGAAGCGCCAGCGGAAACAUGCCCACCGGGCUCGGAUGACGUCUGACCCGAUGGCUAGUCUCAAAGAAGACCUCUCAAGAACCGCAGAGGGGGCCGUAGUUCCCAUCGGGAUAGACCCGGAAGUUCUCGAGUCGUUUCAAAAGAGCCGACAAGAGGGCGGAAACCAUGGCGAACGACGCACAAUAUCUGAGCAGAUGCCCAAAAAGCAAGACAGUGACACCGACACCCUUGCAGGAAUAGUCGGGUUGUACCACGAGCCUCACCCUCUGAACUGGAUAUCCACUCCCACAUCCUGUGCAAUGGAGAGUCAGUCCGAUCUCUCUUCCGUCACUUACACCGACGAAUCACCCACUCAUGUGUCACCAACCUCCCUAACUUCCACACCAGAUCCGUUGCAGGUUCUUUCACCGUCAACCCGCAAGCAAAAAGCACCGAUGAAAGAACGUGUUGAUGAUAGCAAUAACGGAUAUACGAGUAGGUACAUCCCUCCUCGGAAAAUGUCCAAUUGGGAGCAUGUGCUAGGUAAACCCAGUUCCUUGGACCUAUUUUCCCACGGAGGUCAAAACCUUGGGUGGGAAGGAUCGCAAGAGUAUGGCGGAUGUGAGCAGAUAGCGGCCCAAUACCGCAAUCUACUCAGCCCAGCUCAGCCAUACUACGAAUCGGAUCAUGGUGAACUGUUCUCUGAGUCAGAACAUGAAGACAACCCAAUAGGAAACCGGGCGAGUCAAGAUACCAACUGGAGCUUUUUUGUUUAGGUUCUAGGAAUUCUUCCAAAGAAGUGCGGAUAUGAUCACAUCGGUCUGCACGCCGCCCAGAUUUCAACUUUGCCUCGCUCUAAAGAUAUACAAACGGUGUUGAUCAAGCAUCUGUUGUGCAUUCAAAACAUAACCUAGUAUAUAAUUCAUAA